AGAGGAUUUGAGUUUGAGUGUGUGUGAGUGUGAAGUUUGCGAAUCACGAGUUACGGUACGGCCAUGGAAGCUCAGCAGAAGACGAAUCUGCUGGUGGGUUUUCUUCUCUUGACGGUCUUCCUUUCUGGUGUUGGAGCUUGGACUGGUGAGAUCCAUGGCAGAGUCGUCUGUGAUGUCUGUGGUGAUUCCUCUGUUGGAGCCGAAGAUCAUGUUCUAGAAGGUGCUGAAGUAGCUGUACUUUGCAUCACAAAAUCUAGGGAAGUUCUAAACUACCAGGCAUUCACAAACGCUAAGGGGAUAUACACGGUGGCGGAGACAAUGCCUGAGAGUGACCGCUGGGAUGCGUGCCUGGCGCGACCCAUCAGCAGCUUCCAUGAGCACUGCACUCAUCUCGGCCAGGGCAGCUUGGGUGUAAAGUUCAGUUACAAUCAUCCAUCGGGUUAUUCUCACACUGUCAGAACUUUCGUCUAUCGGCCUGCUAACGUCCCAACAUACUGCAUUUGACAACCUUAGAAUCAUUGUAUAUAUUGCAGUAAAAGAAAAAGAAAGAUAUGUGCCUGUUUCAACUGAUAAGAAGUUGAAAAGAGGAUUAGCAAAAAGAAGUUGAAAAGAGAUCUGGUAUGUUUAUGGGAAAAAUCUUAUGUAGUGGUCAAUUUGUAAGUUUGUCUCUACUGAAGAUUGAGGUUGGUAGAAUGUUAUAGAUGAGCUUGUGUUAAGGAUCGACGAGGUUAGAAUAAACCAAAACUUCUGUGGAAUUAGGAAUAAGGGCAAAUUAGAAGAAUACCACUUUUAUGGAGUUGUAUGUAUUAUUUGAAAAGAAAUGAUAGUGUCACUGUCACUGUUUAACACGUGGAUUUCACUAUUUUAUUUUUUGUUUAAAUAAUAAUAUUAUAUGUUCGUGAGUUCACGUGUUAAAUAGUGAACGCAGAAAGUGAUAGAGUAUAAAAAGGGUGACGAUAGCAUUUUGCACUAUUCUAAUA
Morus notabilis is the source of this 980-nucleotide messenger RNA. RefSeq lists its product as uncharacterized. The transcript has 2 exons. The record is from RefSeq and is a predicted model, not a curated record. NCBI's taxonomy places the organism in Eukaryota, Viridiplantae, Streptophyta, Magnoliopsida, Rosales, Moraceae. The coding region runs from base 64 to 504 and encodes 146 amino acids.